Molecule: messenger RNA, 2961 nt
Organism: Epinephelus fuscoguttatus (brown-marbled grouper)
Lineage: Eukaryota; Metazoa; Chordata; Actinopteri; Perciformes; Serranidae
Gene: masp1
Product: MBL associated serine protease 1
Exons: 9
Coding region: 177-1316 (379 amino acids)
Biological process (GO): zymogen activation
Cellular component (GO): blood microparticle
Molecular function (GO): calcium ion binding; serine-type endopeptidase activity
Source: RefSeq, a predicted model, not a curated record
CUCUGUGGAGUUUCAGCAGGACUUUACUUAACGCGAUGACGUCGAGCUCCUCACUCACGUCACACGUGACUGCACGUAGCGCUGAAGUGCGCGAGGCUCCGCGAGUGCAGAGACACAGAGACACAGAGCGACACAGGGACAGAGACAGACAGAGGAGCUGAGGUCUGUGCUGCAGAAUGAGUGCGUUGGCGUUGCUCCUCCUCCUCCUGGUGGCGGACGCUCAGCUACUAUCGGAGAUGUACGGCAGCCUGCAGUCUCCAAACUUCCCGGAGCCGUAUCCGCGGGAGGCGGAGCAUCGCUGGAACAUCAGCAUCCCCACCGGCUUCCUGGUGAAACUGUACUUCAGCCACUUCGACCUGGAGCCGUCGUACCUGUGUGAGUACGACUACGUGAAGGUGGAGGCGGAGGGGGAGGUGCUGGCGUUGUUCUGUGGGCGGGAGGAGACGGACACGGAGGCGGUGCCGGCUCAGCAGGUCAUCACGUCGCCCAGGAACUCCCUCAGCGUCGUCUUCCGCUCCGACUUCUCCAACGAGGAGCGAUACUCUGGAUUCAUGGCUCACUACAGUGCUGUGGACAUGGACGAGUGCAGCGAGCGCAGUGAUGAAGACCUCCUCUGUGAUCACUUCUGCCAUAACUACAUCGGAGGAUACUACUGCUCCUGUCGCUAUGGUUACCUGCUUCACUCUGACAACCGCACCUGCAGAGUGGACUGCAGUGACGGUGUGUUCAGGGAACGCUCCGGCAUUCUGAGCAGCGUAGAUUUCCCAUCUCCGUACCCGAAGAGCUCGGAGUGUUUGUACCGCAUUGAGGUGGAGCCAGGCUUCAGGCUCCGCCUCCAGUUCGACCCUGUCUUUGACGUGGAGGACCACCCCGAUGUCAGCUGCCCCUACGACCAUGUCAAGAUUACAGCCGGUGGCCAUCACUUCGGUCCGUUUUGCGGAGAUCGUUCUCCAGGUGAGAUCCAGACCGAAAGCAACACCGUCACGGUUAUCUUCCACAGCGACAACUCCGGAGAGAACCUGGGCUGGAGGAUCACAUACACGUCUAUAGGAAGUAUGUGUCCUGCACCUGAAGUCCCGCCCAACGCUGUGCUGACCCCCGUCCAAUCAGAAUAUUCCUUCAGAGACCACAUCCUGUUCACUUGUUCACCUGGAUACACACUGCUGAAGGACGGAGAGACUCUGGAUCAUUAUCAGAUGGACUGUCAGUCAGACGGCUCGUGGAGCAGCAGCAGCCCGCCUCUCUGUCAGAAAACAGACUCUGGGAGGAGGAGGCGGUCUCUGUCCAGCAUCUUAACCAAUCACAGCCAACCUUAGUCAACGACUGAUUCUUAUUGGCUGAUAGAGAAACUGUAGGAAGAGUUGAGUUGCCAGAAACUGAUUUUCUAAUAAAAGAAAUGAAAAGAGAAUCUGCAGUCGUGUGUUUCUGUGAAACAUAAAAACUAAUCUGCUUUGUCAUCAGUGACAUCACAGUGACAUCACAGCAACAACCUCAAACAACACGAGAAGGUCAAAUUUAGGAUCAGUGACAGUUAAUGUUUCCUGUGAUGUAACAGAGAUGGCGGACCCCGCCACCACCACCAACGACAACAAUCAUUGAUGUCAUGAUAAUAAUGUGAACACACGAACACGUGGAGGAAGACUUUAAUCAGAAUCACAAUACUAAUGUUAAACUUCCUGUCUCGUGUUCAAUCAGGCCGGGACACAUACGGUGUUCUUUACCACCUGGAUGACAUGAGGUCGGGCGGUGGGUGCCAACUCUCAGGGAGUGGAGGGUAGUUUCACCUGACAAUACAAAGCGAUCAUAACUUACCAGAGAUGCAGAGUCUGGAGCCAAUCAUCCUCCAGGCAUUGGUUACAAAGUGUAUGUUAAAAUAUAUUGACAGGUGAGUACCAGCUGUGAUUGGUUGGUCCUCGUCACAUGACAUGCAGCACACCCUGCUGUGUUCCAAAAGUUGAACUUUGUUUAUCUCAGACUUCCGCUGUUGCGCCCUGAAAAACCAGUGCUUGUGACACUUGUCACUCCGCAACAACGUCACUCUGGCUUUUGCAUGUGCCUUCCACGCAGUCAUCACUGGAAACACCUGAUCUGAGGGAAUAAAACAUACAUGACAUGUUCAUCUCUGUUCAUUUCAUCAAACAUCAUCACGUCAUCUGAUCAUCUCUCUGAUUGGUCACAUGAGUCCUCUUGCUUGGUCAAAGGUGGAGGUGCACUUCAUUGGGUGUUGACGCUGUAGCUGAUACCUGUUUAAGUCGUGUCUGCUGCUGCCUGGAGAAGUCGGUUGUGGCAUCAACAGUAUGGCUCCCUACCUGAAACCUUUGGACAGUAGCUGAGGAUAAGGAUGAGGAUGUGCUCCAAGGAGGAUGUUGUGGUAGAGUUGGCAGGAAGGUGAGUCCUCCAGGCCCCAGCUGAACAGGUCUGUAGGACUUUGGUGGACAUUAAACACCAACUGGACCAAGAACUUGAAUCGUUGUGGUUCUGCCUUCCAGAGUCUUUCGCAGGUGAUGUUUCGGCCAGUUGUUGGCUUCCACCUGGUCCAGGUCCUCUGCUUACACAUUCCCAACAUCCUGCUGCAGCAAACUUCUUCCACCUCUGAGCGUACCUUCUCCUGGAUAAGUGCUACUGUUGCAAAGUCUUGAAUUGUCCUGAACCUGACCUGACUGGUUGCCAUAGCACCCAUUAGGAUGCUGUGCCACAAUCUUGCAUCCACCUGCUCAUUUACCUCCUACUUGCACCACUUCCUUCCUGUCCUGACCUGGAAGCCUACUGAGGAGAUUUUGGGCUCAGUGGAGUCUUCGUAGAUCAGGACCUCUCUGGCUCAGCUGACCUUGAACUCCCCCGUCAGACUGCUGAAAGGAAGCUGCAGCUUCGUGCUUUGCCCAUAUGCCCAGCCAGCUGGCCAGGAACCAGCUGACCUUCCUUUCAAAGCCCUCCAUGAUGGUGAUUCAGACUUCACAGAUA